UACGUGUUUUGUACCGAUUCGCAAUGGGCUCUGACGGGGUUUGACCCUUCCACGGCCGUAUGGUCUGCUUAGCACAGGGGUCAAGAAAGACGCAGAUGGCUAUCUGGUUGUUAUUCGGUGGAUUGGUUUCAUUCAGCCACCUAGUAAGUGGAGAUGUCACGGUGAUGGUGUUUCUACUGCGUUGGAAUGGUUACUUGGCCAAGUUUUCACACCAUUUUGGACCAGUACUAUAUACUAUUCCCUCCGGAUCGUCCGAUUGGCAAGUAGAACGCUAGAUUACAACAAGGCUAUGCACAGUAUAUUGAUUCGUCACCUGCAUCCAUGUUGCUUUUGUUUCGGGCCACAGAGAGGGGAAGGUUCCUACAAAGGUAACCUAGAUACUCGUAAGCAAUAUCCUGUCUGUCUGUCUCGGAGAGGGAUUGAUACUAACUAGUAGACAACUGUUACCGAGUCAUUAGAAGACUGCAUAACCAAACGUAAAAUUUAGUAUAGAGAGGUAUAGAGUAGAAUGACCCAAGAUGUAGAAACCUGAUUCUGCAUGUUCGUAUGAGCUGUCACUUCCCCGGAUUAUCUAUCGCUCCAUAAGCGGCUAUUGACACUUGAGAUUUCAUGCGCGUCAGCAGGUGGGAAAUAAGCAAUUAUACCCUAAACUGUACAACUCUGUACUCUGUACAUAAUACUGUGUACAAUACGGAGUAGUCUUU
Messenger RNA from Penicilliopsis zonata CBS 506.65, 704 nucleotides. RefSeq lists its product as hypothetical. The coding region runs from base 96 to 275 and encodes 59 amino acids. The transcript has a single exon. The record is from RefSeq and is a predicted model, not a curated record. NCBI's taxonomy places the organism in Eukaryota, Fungi, Ascomycota, Eurotiomycetes, Eurotiales, Aspergillaceae.